Chlamydomonas reinhardtii is the source of this 4218-nucleotide messenger RNA. RefSeq lists its product as uncharacterized. NCBI's taxonomy places the organism in Eukaryota, Viridiplantae, Chlorophyta, Chlorophyceae, Chlamydomonadales, Chlamydomonadaceae. The coding region runs from base 273 to 3377 and encodes 1034 amino acids. Gene Ontology annotation, biological process: transmembrane transport; lipid transport. Gene Ontology annotation, molecular function: ATP hydrolysis activity; ATP binding; ABC-type transporter activity. The record is from RefSeq and is a predicted model, not a curated record. Gene Ontology annotation, cellular component: intracellular membrane-bounded organelle; membrane. The transcript has 23 exons.
GUAAGCCUUACGCCCAGGCGAGCGAGGAAGCUUCCUAAACCUCGGACACGGAGAAAUUUUAUUCGACGUGAAACUUCUCAUCACCACCAACACUUUCCUGAAACUUAAAUAUCAUUAGUUAACGGAAAACACCUGUUGACUUGUGACUUGGGCCUCUUUGCGACUGGCCACACGCGUUUUUGCAUUCAACGCAUUUGAUACUUUAAAACGCAAGCUGCAGAUAAUUAGAUAGAACUGAGGACGGAGCAGGAGGCGGUGCAGCGCCCUAAACAAUGGUGGCUGCCAGCUUCGGCGCCCAGGCGAACGCGCUGCUGCGUAAAAGCGCCACCUAUCAGAAGCGCAAUGUGCGGACCAACAUCUGCCUGCUGUCCAGUCCCAUCUUCUUCUGUUUGCUACUGCUCAUCAUUCGCAUCCUGGUCAACAACGUCUUCCUGACCGGGCCUGACUUCGAGUGCGGCUGCCAGUGCCUCUCAUGCUGCAAGAACGGCACCUGUGAGAAGCUGACCCAGGGCUAUUGCGACACGGACGCUGGCUACACCUGCGACUCCAAGAACAGCUCCGCCUGCGGCAUCGCCUACAGCAGCCCGCAGCAGUCAGCCUUCUGCGCCAUCCCCAACCCCAGCACCUGGCCCCCCGUGCUGCAAACCCCCACCGCCAACAACCGCGCCCCGCCGCACAAGCCUGCCGUAACCACCAUGGUCACGGCGCCGCGGGGUGGGCAGGCGGGGCAGCUGAACUCCAGCGAGUUGGUGCCGGGUAUCUACACCGUGCCAUUGCCCAUGGACAACACCACCUUCCUGAAUGAGUUCCUCCCGGAACUCAUCAGCGCAGAUGGGACCGUGAACGGGCACCUGUUCUCACAGUGGGGCUUCACAUUUGGCACUGCGGCGGAGGGCGGUCAGAACCAGUACAUCGAGCGGGCCUUCGCAAGCGACUCCGUCCUUAACUUCCUGCUGCCCAACAUUGUGCCCGGCGUCAACUGCUCCUCCAUCUACAGACAGAUUGGUGUGGGCCUGGCGCCCCAGCCGCUCAUCAACAUCCUGACGGGGGUGGUGUUCGUCACCACUAACACCUUGGUCACGCAGGACCAGGUGGAUGCCGUGCUGGAGGGGCGGCCCGUCAUCGCCGACUUCCUGGACAAGAUGACGAUUUGCUCGGACGUCAAGUUCAGCGUCAUGCCCAAUGACACCGCCAUCGACGACGCCCUCUACUGCGGCUACUACCAGUCCCGCUGCAACGGCUCCGCAGUGACCGCCCAGUUCCCGCCGGCCUUCGAGUACCCCUCCGCCGCCGCCGCCGACGCCGUGGUGACCGUCUACUACAACGCCACCUUCCUCACCGCUGACAGCAGCGGCAGCGGCCAGGACGCCUACAACCGAGUGCAGCUGCCGCUCAGCGGCGGCGUCAUGGCCUGGUACUCCGGCAAAUUUGGUUUCCCCAACCUGCCCAAGCUGCUGGGCAUCAUGAGUAUGCCCAAGGUGGCAACCAAGCUCAAGCUGGACUUUUCAAACCUGCUGGGCCCGCUAUUCUAUACCUGGGUGGUGCAGAUGCUUCUGCCCACCUUCCUGCAGCAGCUGGUGUACGAGAAGGAGAAGCGGCUGCGCAUGAUGAUGAAGAUGCACGGCCUGGGCGACGGGGCCUACUGGCUCAUCACCUACCUGUGGUACCUGAUGCUGUACGUCAUCUACAUGAUCAUUUUCAUGGUGUUCGGUGCUGGUGUGGGGCUGGAGAUCUUCCGCCGUACAUCCAUCGGCAUCCAGAUCAUUUUCUACUUCCUGUUUGGCAACAACAUGAUCGCUUUCAGCUUUGUCUUGUCCAGCCUGUUCGGCAGCAGCCGCACCUCCACAGUGGUCGCCUUCAUCUACGUCUUCGCAACCGGCCUCAUCGGAGAGCUGCUGCUCAAGGUGUUCAUGGAGAAGGAUGCCGCCUGGGUGUUCUUCAUUCAGUGGAUCCCAGCCUUCUCGCUCUACCGCGGCCUGUGGGAGAUGGCCGAGUACGCCUUCCUGGGCGUGUACCGCGACGAGUCGGGUCUGACCUGGGAGCGCAUGUCCGACCCCGGCAACGGCAUGUACGCCACCUGGGGCAUCUUCGUGGUGGAGUGGUUCGUGUUCAUGGUGCUGGGCUGGUACCUGGAGCAGGUGCUGUCGAGCGGCAACGGCAUCCGCCGCCACCCACUCUACUUCUUGGAGUGCUGCAUGGGCCGCAACAAGAAGCUCGACCGCCACGGCGCCGGAUCCCCCGGGGCGGCUGUGGAGAUGGGCCACCAGCAGCACACCGGCGGCGGCGGCUCGGGCAAGGGCAUGGGCGGCGAGGGCUCGCUCAAGAUUGCGGCAGGCGAGCGUGAGGACGUGAAGGCUGAGCGGCUGCGUGUGGAGCACAUGCCCGAGUCCGUGGCGACGCAGACGCCCAUCGUGGUGCGGGACAUUCGCAAGGUGUACCCGGCACAGGACGGCAGCAAGCCCAAGGUGGCGGUUCGCACCCUGACUAUGGCCAUUGAGCGCGGCGAGUGCUUUGGCCUCUUGGGGCCCAACGGAGCGGGCAAGUCCACCUCCAUCAACAUGCUGACCGGCUUCCUGGAGCCAAGCGGCGGCACGGCCACGGUGGAGGGCUUGGACAUCCGCACCCAGAUGAACGCCAUCUACGCCAACAUGGGCGUGUGUCCGCAGCACGACCUGCUGUGGGAGCAGCUCACAGGGGAGGAGCACCUGCUGUUCUACGGCCGCCUCAAGGGACUCAAGGGCCCGGAGCUGCUGAACGCCGUGACUGCCGGCCUGCGCUCCGUGAACCUGUUCAACGGCGGCGUCGGCUCCAAGCAGGCGCAGAAGUACUCGGGCGGCAUGAAGCGGCGGCUGAGUGUGGCCAUCAGCUUCAUCGGGCAGCCCAGGGUGGUCUACCUGGACGAGCCCUCCACGGGCCUGGACCCCGCCUCCCGCCGCAACCUAUGGGAGGUGGUGCGCUCCAACAAGUCGGACCGCGCCAUCAUCCUCACCACCCACUCCAUGGAGGAGGCCGAGAUCCUGUGCGACCGCCUGGGCAUCUUCGUGGACGGCCAGCUGGUGUGCAUCGGCAACCCGCGCGAGAUCACCUCGCGCUACGCCGGCUACCUGGUGUUUACGCUGACGGUGGCUCCCGGCCACGAGGACGCUGCCAAGGCCUUUGUGAUGCACAUGAGCCCCAACGCGCGCCUCACCUACGAGCUGGGCGGCACCGUCAAGUACGAGCUGCCCACCGCCGACGUCAGUCUGGCGCGCGUGUUCGACGCCAUGGCCACCGCCAAGACCCAGAUGCAGGUGUUGGACUGGGGUGUGGCCAAUGCGACCCUGGAGGAGGUGUUCAUCAAGUUCGCGCGCGAGAUCGGCGCGGAGACAGAGGGCUAGACACUUGCACUUGGGGAGGGAGAAGGGUGUGUGCUGAUAGGUAACAACCGCUACAUUAAAAAGGUUGCGUACUUGAGUGGGUUGAGAGUGCAAGAGGAGAUGGCGAAUGAAGUGGACUGAAGGCGGCCUAAGCUGGCCAGGUAAGGCCGCGACAGGAGCAGGGACACGGCUGGGGUGGAGGGAGUGUGGACGCCAGUGAUGGGGUGAGGGGGUAAGCCGUUGAGGGCUGGAAGGUAGAGAGGUGCGUGUGAACAGAGCAAGGCCUUGGGUGCAGUCACCAUGCCCGUUUCGCUGCGCGAUACAUCUGUAGAGUACAUACGGUCAGGGCAGCUUGCCAAUACUGUGUGUGUACCGUAUGUGUGCGUGUGUCGAGGGAGGAGAGGGUGCAGGCGUCCAAGAGGCAAAACGGAGGAUUGCGGGUGGCGGUGCCAGGAGCGACACCCAUGCAUGACAUGGUAUGGAUGCACCGUCGUGGGCUUUGCAGCUGUAUGAUUGUUGAACUAAAGCCGCUUUACAAACAAUUCUUUCCUGUGAUUCUGUGGUUCUGUGGGAUAGUGAGACGGUACGCCCCGCAUGUGAUAUUGUGAGCUCCGUCGGGCACGCCGUCGCAUACCGUACUAAGAAAGACUGGGCAGUGUUGAGCGGGCUGCGUGGGGUCACCACAGCACCUCUGGAUCCUGUCUCAGUGUUAGCUUAGCAAACUUGUUGUGCAUGCUCGUGAGCUAUAGGGAGAUGUGUGCCUAUGGCCGGGGGUCUGUGCAGUCUGCAUAAUGCUACCACAUAUGACUGUUCACAAGCGUUCCACUCAUGGUAUCAGUGAUUGCAUUUAAAGACACCUGCU